AUAUCUCUUUUCUUUUGAAUAAUAAACAAAUAAAAAUCUUCUUCGAGCGGCUUCGUUACGAAUGGAUGACAUUAAAAGCUACAGAUGAAAUCGAUAUAUUAAGAAAAUACGCCGAUUUUUCCAGACUAUUUACGGCGACAAUGACGGUGCUGAUGUUACUUCUUCUGAACUCUUUCGGCUUGUUUCAAUUUCUUCCGAACCUUCUUGACAUUAUUAUACCGCUUAAUGAAUCUCGUGAGCGUCAUUUCACAUUCUUAGCCGAGUACUUCGUCGAUCAAGAGCAAUACUUUUAUUUUAUUUUAACACAUAAUCUAAUGGCCGUUUAUAUCGGAGGUAUUUCAAUACUUUCUACUGGUACCAUGCUUAUGGGAUUUAUAAUGCACAUCUGCGCAAUGUUGAAAAUAGCAAGUUAUCGUCUUGAACAUAUAAACGAUAAUUUACCAUCAGUAUCUAUAUCCGAAAAAGAUUACAUUAUUUGUAAAAGAAUAAUCAACGCCGUUGACAUACAUCGCAGAGCGCUCGUGUUUGGCGAAUAUAUACUAUCUAGAUAG
Molecule: messenger RNA, 551 nt
Organism: Temnothorax curvispinosus
Lineage: Eukaryota; Metazoa; Arthropoda; Insecta; Hymenoptera; Formicidae
Exons: 4
Coding region: 66-551 (161 amino acids)
Biological process (GO): sensory perception of smell
Cellular component (GO): membrane
Molecular function (GO): olfactory receptor activity; odorant binding
Source: RefSeq, a predicted model, not a curated record